AUGGCCAACCAACUCGGCGACGAAGAGAGUAACGAUCCGCCCGCGAGAAGAUCCUCGACCUCGAGUGUGACCAGGGUAGAAGAUCCAGAACUCGGAAACGCCCCUCUGGAUGCCGGCAUCCCCAUGUCUGAGCGGACCGGAAGACAGGAGUCCCAAGUUUCGCAAGUCUGGACUAUUUCUCAUGCUUACUACGCCAACAUGGGGGGCCUGGUUGCGCUUAAGUGCGAAACCGACUGUAAUACUGAUGCGUUGCAGUAUUCGGUAUUACGCGGCGAUCAUCUUGCCGGCUGGGAAUUGGAAGAAUGGCGGUUCGGACAUCCUCUCAAGAAGCUCCAGCUCUCAGCAGCCGAUAUUGACGACAAAAGUAAAGCCGAUUGGUUGGUGAAAUUAUUCUCCAUGGUCCAAAUCAGCCGACUUAUUCUGGAUCUUAUCAAUCGAGCUGCGAUUCACCGACCUAUAACACAGUUCGAGCUUGGGACUGCAGCGUUCGCUGUUUUCGCCAUAAUCACGUAUCUGGUCAACUGGUGGAAGCCAAAGGACAUUUCACAUCCGACAUCGCUACAUGAGGUGGUGGAUGAAAGGCGGCCGGAUGAGGCCAUUGAACGGUCUGCCGAACCCUUCUUCAACCGAUUAUUAUCGCCUAUGCCACGCACAUUUCAUUACCGCAAGAUCGCCUCUCAGUAUUACCGAAUUAGGAACGAUGAGCUAUGGAUGGAUGGAGAUUACCCAGUAGUCUGGCCUUUGAUGGCAGCAUCCUGUGUGGUAUUUGGAGCUUUCCACUGCAUUGCCUGGGGAUGGCAGUUUCCGACCCAUCUUGAGCAGCUCCUGUGGCAAAUCUCUUCGGUGGUGUCAACAGUGUCACCCCUCGUUCCACUCGCCUUCACCUACUUUCUCAUUCUCCGUGGGACUCACGCUCUUGUCCAUCAUCAAAGCGAAGCCGCGAAAGAAGCUUUGACCAAGCUCCGGCUGCUCCGAAGGCUGCCCGAAGCUUGGGUACAGCUUUUGAAGACCAGUGUGGACGACCAGCAGACCUGGGGACGUGAGUUCGGAGAGGGGCGUUACGAAAUCGCUCGGAACAAGAUUGUUGCAUAUUCGAAGUGCUUGCUUGAGCUCAAAGGCCACCGGUCAGCCUUAGCAGGAAAGCUCGAGAGGGGCCGCCAGGCAAAUGUUCUAGAAAACAUAUGGAAAGGUCUAGCGCAACAGAAGGACAUGUACUGGGAGCUGCACAACCUGCUUGGUGAAAAAUGGGACAGAUACGAAGAAGAGGUUACACUCGUUGCCCGGAGUGUGGGGACCGUGGUAGGCCUGGAGAACUACUACGAACCUAGACUUCUCAAGACGCUCCACGAUUGUUGCCUGUCUGCUCCCAGAUGGACUCACCGCUGGCAAUACGUGGGCUCCAAAGAGCAGCUACAGUCGAGAAUACGCAGAUAUGCGAAACCUACCAACAUCUUCUUCGGCAUCGUCUAUGCAAUCUCUCGUCUCAUUCUUAUUGGCAUCAUGUUCUCCAGUCUCCGCGAGGUGCCAAAGGGCGUUUACGAGGUCACCAGCUGGACCCGGUUCCUGCCGAGCUUUUCAUGA
This is a messenger RNA of Sordaria macrospora k-hell, 1581 nucleotides long. RefSeq lists its product as uncharacterized. The record is from RefSeq and is a predicted model, not a curated record. Lineage: Eukaryota; Fungi; Ascomycota; Sordariomycetes; Sordariales; Sordariaceae.